Molecule: messenger RNA, 1233 nt
Organism: Nematostella vectensis (starlet sea anemone)
Lineage: Eukaryota; Metazoa; Cnidaria; Anthozoa; Actiniaria; Edwardsiidae
Product: deubiquitinase DESI2
Exons: 7
Coding region: 162-710 (182 amino acids)
Biological process (GO): protein deubiquitination
Molecular function (GO): deubiquitinase activity
Source: RefSeq, a predicted model, not a curated record
ACCUUGUCAGCAGUAUUUCUAAAAAGAUGGCGGUGAGUUCAAGACAAUUCGCGUUUUGCUGAUAAAGAUUUCUAUUUUUGUGAAUCGGAUUUAAGCUAAUUUUUGCCAAAAAAUGGCUAGAUAGUUAGUAUAUUCCAGGGAGAUUUUCUAAGUGCACGAAAAUGCCUCAAUUCCCCGUCGUUCUCAAUGUUUACGACAUGUACUGGAUCAACAACUACACAUUUAAUAUUGGUCUCGGAGUCUUCCAUUCUGGUGUUGUGGUACAUGGAAAAGAAUAUGCAUAUGGUGGUCACCCAUACGAAUGGUCAGGAAUCUUUGACAUGUUUCCAAAGUGUGCAGAAAUGCUUGGGCCAGAGUUUAAAUUUAGAGAAUCAAUAGUCAUCGGGAUGACAGAUUUUAGUUCUGAAGACAUUGAUCACAUUGUAAAUGAGAUGGGUUCAAAAUUUACAGGAGUGUCAUAUCACUUGGUCGACAAAAACUGCAAUCAUUUUACAUCAGAAUUUACACAACUCCUCUGUGGAAAAGCUAUCCCUAACUGGGUGAAUAGACUUGCAAAUGCUGGCUCAUAUUUUCCCUUCCUAUUGAAAUGCCUGCCUAAAGAAUGGAUACGACCUGAGCCAGAUGUCUCAGCAAGCCCCAUUUACUUGAAUGCACCCUUCAAAGACUUUCAUGGCUCAGAUGACGAUGACCAAUCCUCCAAGAAGAGCUGACAGACAUCUAUCAAUCAUUCAUACGCACCGAUAUUCACUGUAUACAGUAGUGCCCUUCUCAUCUUACUAAAGCAUGUUAAUGACUAUACUCACCAUUAUGGCAAACUUCAUAAACAACUAGUCAAGGUUAUUUUUUUUUUCAAGUUAUCACUUGAAAUUAACACAAAAUCAUAUUUUCAAUAAUCUACUCUACUCUGUAUCUCAAAAGCAAAACAAGAAUUGUGAAAACAACCACUUUUAUGUGCAAAAGAUACACAAAUGAUUUGUCUUGGAGUAGUGCCCUUUUCACAUAAUUGUGUGGUCAUGUUUGCACGUUUUAGGAGCAAAAUACCAAAUUACUGGAAGGCUUUCAUUUACAGAAAGCAUAAAAGAUUCACAGGAAACGUGUUGUCAACUUAAUAAUCCACAGCUAACACUUGGGGAAAAAGAAUAUAAUUAUGCAGAUGACAUCAUUAAAAACCUAAAAUAUUUUAGGAAGAAAAUUGUUUAGUGGAAAGUUUCAAUAAAAUAUGACUGCCAAUUA